Molecule: messenger RNA, 12759 nt
Organism: Brassica rapa (field mustard)
Lineage: Eukaryota; Viridiplantae; Streptophyta; Magnoliopsida; Brassicales; Brassicaceae
Product: probable indole-3-pyruvate monooxygenase YUCCA5
Biological process (GO): auxin biosynthetic process
Molecular function (GO): NADP binding; N,N-dimethylaniline monooxygenase activity; flavin adenine dinucleotide binding
Source: RefSeq, a predicted model, not a curated record
ACGUUCAAAAAGACUUUGUAGUAUUACCUCUCACACAACAAAUGUUGGUCCAAACGAUUUAAGUCUAUAGAAAACAAAAUCAAGAUGUUAUUCCUGGAUAAUUCUAGAUAGUUGAGGCUAUCAUUUUAGUGGUUGCAGGAAUUCACUUAAAUAUCCAACAAUCCUCCCCAUUUAAGUGUAAUAAUAUAUUCAUUAAAUAAUAACUUAACACAUAUUUCAAACUUAUGCAUAAUGAAAAUAUUUGAAGAAUUGAAUUUUCAUCUUCGUAUAUUACACGUUCAAAAGGCCUGAAAAUCAGGAUGUCAUACGAAGUAAAUCUUUCAAAAGUUCUUCACAUAUUUGAUUUUUUCUUAGGAUAAGCUUUUUUUGGAGAAUACUUCCAGAAAAAUCUUCUUACACACAUAAAGUUUUUUCACUAUUGGAAGAAGUCUGCGUAGAUUAUUUUUGCAAUCUAUCAUAUUUGACUUUUUCAGAAAAGACUUAUGUGCUAAUCUUAUGACAUAAGAUUUCAAUAGAAAUCUUCUUUCGUAGCCAAAAAUUUGAUCAGAAACACAUAAAAGUUAGAAAAUGUCGGUCAAUUGCAAAACUAAUAUGUUUUUUUUGUUAACAAAGAAAAGUUAGAAAAUUUUUACGGAUUUUUUAAAUAAAAAAUAUACAAAAAUUUAAUUGCAAAACUAACAUAUGCAUUGACCAGAAGCUUCUUGGCAAAACAGAUCUGAAAAAAAAAAUCAAAGAUCAUUCUUAAAUCCGGUGAAGUUCAUAUUUAGCUUCUCCAAACACGCAUAACUAAUUAAUGAAAGUUACCUUUCUUGACCAAGAAUCAUGAACUUUAGUUACUCUUAAUAAGCUUAUAAAAUUUGAAAUAAAAAAGUUGAGAUUUCAGAAUGAAAUAACAGAGGAAGUGAAAAGGGAAAUGGUUUAUGUGUAUAAGAAAUAAGAAUAUGAAGAUUUAGAUGUUGGUUUUAAGUGCAUUUAGAGUUUCAAAUUAAUUGUUCAUGGUGGUUAGUGUAUUGAUGAGAAUGUCAAUUAUUGUAAAUAAAAGAAGAAGGCGAGGAUGAUUGAGUAAAACAAACAUUUUUGAGAAAAAUAUAAUAGUAUUUUCAUGAAUAAUAUGAACUUUUUAGAUGAAUAGAACAGUUGAAAGUAAAAAUUUAUGGAUUAGUUUUGCAUUUGACUUUUUUUUGUUUUGAGUCAUAUUGAAAAAAUCCCAACAUUUUUUAUACCUCUUCAUUAAUGUUGUUAAGUGCUUAGGUAAAUAAACAACAAUGAGUAUGAUGCCAUGUUAGUUUAGUGACUAUAAACUUUGACUGACCACUCAAUUUAAGAAUCUUAACUUUGACCAGACACAAACAUUAACCAUCCUUAACGGUCCAAUAUUCCUUUUUAUUAUUUUCCAAUGAUUUCCUGUAACCGGAUUCUUAUAAUCCAAUCUUCAUCAUUGUUUAAAAUCGAAAUCCAUGUGCCUCAUGUGUUUUCUGCUUCUCUCGUAAUUCCAUAUUGCUAAACUAAUAAGACUAAUUAUUUCUUGACGAUGAAGUUAUUGAUAAACUAAUAGAUACCAUUAUAUUCCUGCUAAAUCUUUGAUUAACCAAAUCAAUUUAUUCGCAACAUAUAGUCAAAAUAAGCGUCUUGUUCAUUCAAAUAUUUUGUCAUGUUCUCAAAGAUUAUGAUUCCCUCUUAAAAUAAUGAACGCGUAAUUUUGAAUUCUGAAAUUCUAGAAAGUUAGUAAUUGUAUAAAUGGAAUUAUGAGUACUCUCAAAGUCUUAUAUCAUGUAGGUAUAUUUAUAUUUCUCACUAAGUCAGAUAAUUCACGUUAAUUUUUGAGAAAAGAUAGUUACCGUAUGAUUUCAUGUCUCAGUAUGGAUAGAUUUUUUUUGACAUCAAAAGAUCUUUCUAUCACUCAAACUAAAAUUAAUUUUGAAAUUUAGACGGGAAAGAACAACCAACAAAAAAUAGAUCACCAUAAAAUUUUUUGCAGUUUUGGCUAAAGCAUUAUCAGUUUUGUUUUGGGCCCUUGGUACAUAUAUGAUUUUGAAGUUUUGAUAGCCUCCUUUGAUAACUUCAAACUCUGCCAUCUCGAUGGAAAAGCUUGACCAUGCUCUUGGAUCCUUUAUCAUUGAAAUUACAUCCUCAAUCAGUACCAAAUGACUGACAUGAGGUAUGAUGAACCAUGUUCUCCAUUGCCAAUAUGAGAACAUCCAGUUCUGAAUGUAACGGUGAUAAGUUGUUUCUCAAUCCUAAAAGUGGUUUCUUUCUAGUUUCGUCUAGCCAUAUCCAACUAUAACCACUGUACUAUGACACCGCAGUCCAAGAACCAUCUACCAGAUCUUGGUAAAUACAUGAUCUUGAAGUUUGGAUAGUCUCCUUUGAUAACUUCAAACUCUGCUAACUCGUUGGAAAAGCUUGACCAUGCUCUUGGAUCCUUUAUCAUUGAAAUUACAUCCUAAAUCAGUACCAAAUGACUGACAUGAGGUAUGCUGAACCAUAUUCUUCAUUGCCCAUAUGAGAGCAUCCAGUUCUGAAUGUAAUGGUGACAAGUUGUUUCUCAAUCCUAAGAGUUGUUCCUUUCUAAUUUAGUCUAGCCAUAUCCAACCAUAACCAUUGUACUAUGACACCGCAAUCCAAGAACCAUCUACCAGACAAAUAUUUUUUAAGCAUAAGGCUUGUGUACCCUGGUUCUGGUAUGGUGGAAUCACUUCAUUACUUGUUAUUAAGUUCGUCUCAAACCAAUCUCUAACCGAUCUCGUGUUAUAUCUCUGAAUAGCUUAUCAUUUCGGAUAUUUUCAUAAAUACUUAAUUAUCCAUGAAUAUGGAUCUCUGUCUCAAUAUAAAUAGUUAUGCAUAUAUUACUGUGUAUUCCAUGCAUAUAUGUCAUGUAAGUAAGAAACAAGUUUGACUUGUCUAAAACACAAAGAUUGAAACAAGUUUGACUUUCUUCUUAAGGGAAUCUGAGUAGUAGUUUAAGAAAACUGAAGAUAGAUCAUGGCACAUGCAUUGAUUUUGUUCUAGAUUCUUUAAUCCAAAUUAAAGUUUAUUGAAAAUGUAUAAAUUCCAAUCUAUCAGCAUAAGUUUUAUAUUGGAUAACAAAAGUGUAUUAUUUUAAGUUAACAGAUAGAGUAAUCAGACCAGCCUUCUGGGUUUAUCAACGACUUUGGUCAAAUGAACCUACGCCCGACGCGUAACCUUCUCUUCUAGUAUACAAUAUAAUAUCUUUAAAUUAAUACUCUAUAAAUUAAUAUACACUAAAAAUCUCAACAAAAUAAUAUAAUUUUAUAGUUUCAAAUUGAGUUUUUAGUUCAAUUAGUAUAUCGAUAAAUUAAUAAAAAAAUUAUAGUUUUGGUGUAGUUCCAACAUUAUUAAUUUAUAGAGGUUACACUAUAAUUUGUUUGCUAAGGUUUAUAUAUCUCUACGUACAUUUAACAUACCUUUUUUUUUACGUAUAAUACUACGUGGAAGAGAUAUGCGUGCAUGCAUAUGGAUGAACUGCCACGUACAAAAUUAAAUAUACUCUCAAGGACUUUUUUUUUUAAAUAAAUAUAUUAAUCAAACCCAAAACGGACAUCUAAUGUUAAUAUACAAACUUGACUCAACCAAAAUGAUAAAGAAAAUAUGUUUACAAACUGCCUCCGCAUCAACCACCUCUACGGCGCGUUCCGCUAGCUAUCAUUUUGGUUCCUAAUAAAAUUCGGUGUUUGCUAUAUUUAUCUCUCCUCUUUUUUCGGUGAUUUUUUGGAUGAUUUUAGUACGUGGAUAUCUUGUAUUUUUGAUCUAGAAUAGCUAUCUAAUUAUAUUGUACCUUAUGUUUCUAAUUGUUCUGUCUUCAGGAAUCCUUUGGAACUUGACAAAUAUGCGGAAGGCGAAUACCAAACUUAGUUUAAUGCAUAUGAGUCAACUCCCUUACCUCCACAAGAGCAUCCACACCAGAAGCAACAAGUCUUAAGCUCAGAUAAUAUAUAUAUGGUAAAUGGUUUAUAGACCUUUAUAUCUCGAUUCAGUAGAUGUGGAUGGUUUUGGAUGGAUAGUUUGGAUAAGAUUCAACUCAUGUGAGUGUGGAACUUAAGAAGGCGAGAGGCUGCUCUGCACACAAAAUUAGAAGCACUGAGAUGGGCUAUGGAAAGUAUGCUCCAACAUUCGACAUGUCAGAACUUUGGGACAUACUGCAAGGAUCUAAUUGCAAUGCUAAAAAAUCCUCAAGCUUGGCCAAGUUUUGUAACAUAAUUGGAGACGAUACAUACUUUUCAGAUAUGCUUUCCGGACUUCAAAAUUAAUUACAUCCCAAAAGCGAGAAAUGAAAUUAUUGAUUAUUUAGCUAGGUUUGAACAAUCUUUUUACAAAGAGCUUUAUUAUAUUGGUUUUUACAAAGAGCUUUUUACAAUGGAAUUGUUUGUUAUCUGGACCACUUUAAAUUUGAGUAACAUAGUAAGUGUUUGUUGCCAAAAAAAAAAUGUUCUAUCUUCGAAGAUUUUUUUAAAAAUCAUGUUGGCUUGUGAUUCUGUAGGAAGAUUUGUUUCCUACUGGUUUAGUAUUCCAUUAUGUGCAUUACCAAGUUAUGAAUCAAAAGUUUUGAAAAAAAAAUUCUGUUAUUUAUUUAUUUAUAUGUAUAUAUAUUAUUUUUAAAAAAUUUACGGUUCUUACAAAUAAUACGAUCUUACUAUUGUCUGAACCUUGGAGUCCACAUAAGUUUUCAAAAUUAUUAUUUGAUACCACAUAUGUAUCAAUAUAUUUUGUUGUUAAAAGGUUAACUUAUCUAACGCUAGCACAUUGUUAAAAAUGAUUAUACUAUACAGUAAAAUUUAUAUUAAUUAACAAUACUUAAAUAAUGAUAUUUUAAUAUUUUAGUGAAACAUCAGUUUAAUUAUCAAAAUAUUGCUUGUAUCAAAAACUAGAAAUUAUACUUAUUUAAUUAUUAAAAUAAUAAUUUAGAGAAUAUUAAUUCAUAGAAUUAUAUUAACAUUAGGGAUUAUGCAUAAUUGGGACUUUUAUAGACAUCGAUCAUUUCAUUUUUUUUGGUGUAAACAUCGAUAAUUUCUUCCUUCAAAAUAUGCAUAAUGUUAUGUAUUUCAUAUCCCAAUUUCCAUUUUAAAACUAAUAUUGCAUUCCCGUAAAUAAAGUAUCGGUUAUACUAUUCUCAUAUUUGUUUGCAUAUGCACAUUCUGUGGACACAACUAGUCAAUAAGUCAUUAAUGCCAAUAUGCACAUAAGACAUAUCCCGUUCCCCGUUGACACAACUUUAGUCAGAGAAUUCAGAAACACUGGAUUCUUUCAACUGCUAAUAUUCCGCAAUUAUGGAGGAUUAUUUCAUAGGAUAAAUAUAUCAACUCGGAAAUUAUAUGGAUAUCGUUAAGAUUUUCUUCUAUUUUUUUUAUAUUGAUCUUAUGUAAUAUACUCAGCUCUUGGGAAGAAGCCAUGUGAACCAAAAUAUAUGCAUCCUUGUUAAAUUCGAUAACAUUUUAGGAUAAUAUAUAUGUAACAAUGUAAUCAUUGCAAAAGCAUUUCAAUAAUUUGUAAUAUCUACAAAUACAAAGGGAGCUUUUUAGUGAUAUGAUCAUUGAACCUUACCAAUACAAAGAAAUAAAUUGUACUAUUCGAUUUCUGUUGAUUAUUUUAUAUACCACCAACCAAACUUAAGUGCCGAUGGAAAAAGUCUUAACCAUGGCCGGUUAAUGAAAUAUAAUCUGAUCUAACUUCAUAAUUAAUUUUACUCAUAAUCAAUUAAAAGAAAGAAGAUACUAGAUUUUGAUAAUUUGAUAAUCGCUUGUAACUGAUUUGUUUUCGAAAUUAAAUAAUUAAAAAAAAAAAAUUUCUCUAUAAGGUGAUGUAUAGGUUUGGUAUAUUUUUCGGAACUGCAAACUAAACCGUACUAAGAUAAAAAAAGUGAAACAGAAAUUGAACUGAAUUUCAUAAUUAACUGAGCAUAUCAUAUAUUUCUGUAAUAAAAAAAUAUGAAAUCGAACUUACAAUCAAUCGAUACUUUAAUUUUAAAAUACAAAUUAUAUACUUACAAAUAUUAAUUUAAUUAAUUUCUAAAUAACCAAAUAUCCUAAAAAUACCUAUUAUUUAUAAAACAGAUUUAUCCAAAAAGUGAAUUAUCAUAAUAAUAUCAGUAAAUCUAUAAUCAUAUCAUUUUCAUCUUUGGCUGUAAACCUUUGAGGCAUAGUCUUCUCUUUGGGGUGUCACCCCUAUCAUCAGAAUGAUAAGUUUCUGUGUUAAAAAAAAUAAUCUAUAAUCAUAUCUAUGUGUAAUAUUCAGUAACAUUAAGAACAUAUACCAUACCACAAUUAUAUUAAUUAUCACGAAUUAAUUUAUACAACUAAAGCGGGGCAUAUGAUUAUGGAUUGUUAUGAGAUACUCUAAUCAAAGUCCCAUCAGCAACUUUGAAGAAAAGAAUCUAAUGAUUCGACAAGGAAAAGCUUAAAUAAUAUAAACUAUUUCGCAUUUUAAGCGAAAGCAUAUGAUUAAACGGGAAACCUUCUAAACUAUUACAUUUUAAUUAGCCACACUUAUUGAAGAACUUUUGCAUUCAUUUAAUUGAUUAAAAAUAACCUUAGAAUGCGCAAAUCACAUGCAGCUUCCUUAUAGUUCGUCCUUUAUAUAAACUCACCCACACCACUUCCAUCUCCAAACACAUUCCAAAACAUCUCAUUUCUCAAACAAACAAACAAAAAACCUUGUUUAAGUUCACUACCAAAACUCACCCACGCCUUGACAAAAACACCUAAACCUUAUUUGACUAUCACUACAUAUACUACCUAUUCGAUCAAACUCACCCCUUAAAAUGGAGAACAUGUUUAGACUCUUGGGCAGUGAAGACUUCUCCGACAGAAGACGGUGCAUUUGGGUUAACGGUCCAGUUAUCAUCGGAGCCGGCCCAUCGGGGCUAGCCACCGCAGCUUGCCUCCGCGACGAAGGUGUUCCCUUUGUAGUAUUGGAGAGAGCAGAGUGCAUAGCUUCACUCUGGCAGAAAAGAACUUACGACAGACUCAAACUUCAUUUACCCAAGAAAGUGUGUCAGUUACCCAAAAUGCCCUUCCCAGAAUCCUACCCGGAAUAUCCAACAAAACGACAGUUCAUCGACUACCUUGAGUCCUACGCUACACGGUUCAACAUUAACCCGCAAUUCAACGAGUGUGUUCAAUCCGCUCGGUACGACAAGACCAGUGGUCUCUGGCGCAUUAAGACGUCUUCUUCCUCCGCUACUUCUGGGUCGGAGAUGGAAUAUAUCUGCCGGUGGCUUGUGGUGGCGACGGGAGAAAACGCGGAGAGAGUUGUUCCGGAGAUUGAUGGGCUCACGACGGAGUUUAACGGCGAGGUGAUCCACUCUUGCGAGUAUAAAUGCGGAGAGAAGUACAAGGGAAAGAGAGUUCUUGUCGUCGGAUGUGGAAACUCUGGCAUGGAAGUUUCUCUUGAUCUCGCGAAUCACAACGCCAAUCCCUCCAUGGUUGUGCGUAGCUCGGUUCAUGUUUUACCAAGGGAGAUUCUAGGCAAAUCGAGUUUUGAAAUCUCAAUGAUGCUAAUGAAGUGGCUACCUCUAUGGCUAGUGGACAAGCUUUUGUUAAUCCUUGCAUGGCUGAUUUUGGGAAACCUGACAAAGUAUGGGCUAAAGAGGCCCAAUAUGGGCCCGAUGGAGCUCAAGGUUGUCACAGGGAAGACUCCAGUGCUCGACAUCGGAGCUAUGGAGAAAAUCAGAUCUGGCCAGGUAGAUAUCGUCCCUGGAAUCAAAAGGUUCUCUCGUAAUCACGUGGAGCUCGUUGAUGGUCAGAUAUUAGAUCUCGACGCUGUUGUUCUCGCUACGGGUUACCGCAGCAACGUUCCUUCUUGGCUUCAGGAAAGUGAUAUGUUUUCCAAAAACGGGUUUCCAAAAUCGCCUUUUCCAAACGCAUGGAAAGGGAAAUCGGGACUUUACGCGGCUGGAUUCACGAGGAAAGGAUUGGCCGGAGCAUCAGCAGACGCUGUUAACAUCGCUAAAGACAUUGGAAACGUGUGGAGAGAAGAGACCAAACGUGUGCAGAAAAUAAGAACACGAGUUGGUCACCGCCGAUGCAUCUCAAUUGCUUAGGCAUCAAGUUAGGGUUCUUACCUUCCUUUACUAUUUUAUUCAAAAGGGGUUUGAAAAAAGAUGGUUCGUUUAUUAUUUCAUUUUUUUUAAAGAAACAAAAGUAUACAGAUAAAAGAUAGGAAUAAAACAGACUGUAAAAGAGAGCCCUCUCCUGAAGACCCAACAGUGUUGUUUUUAAAAGCUGUACGGGCGUUUUUAUUUGCUAGGAUGAUGUGGCGUUUCUCUAUUUAUUUGAUUUUUUGUAAUGUUUUUUUGUGUGUGUGUUGUUUCUUUUUGAGAAAAAAAAGAAGAGAAUUGUGUGUGUUGUUUUGUAAUGGUUUUAUUAAACGUAAUAAAUAUCUCACUCACUUUGUUUGUGUCGUCAAAAAAGGCUCCUUUGUUUGUUAUUUUCUUUUUGCAAAGUAAGUUUGGUAUAUGAUUAUACCACUGGAGAUAUAAAUAUAUAUAAAAACGUUUCAAACUUCCAAAUUUGACUUGGCGAAAAAAAAGUUCUGUUUGAUUAUUCGAUAUGAAGAAAUUAUGUAAAGAUGGUUGGCAAAAAAUGUAAUGAUCUGAAACUUAUCUUGUUGUGAACGCACUCCUGUACCACAUUCUCUACUAAAACCGGACUAGAUGCUCGUUCCAGAGGCUAGACGCUCAGUUAAAAUCAGACGUUAGUCACCAGAGAGGAGGAGGAAGAAGACUUGCGUGUCCUUGUCAACACACUCUUAUCAGCAGCUGAUCUAGAUGAAGAGUCAGAGUCAUUGUCGUCAUAUGUUUUGUCCAAAUGGCAUUCUGUAGAAAGCCCACUAGACCCAUCUUUGAGAGGCAUCUACGCGAACUCGGCAGAACAUCAAAGACUUGGAACCAACGUGAAGAAGCUUGUGUUCGACCUUGUCAACACGCUGCUUUUGGAGCUAACACCGAGCUAUCUCGGACCUCGUUGUCUCAAGAUUCUCUCUGGCAAGACAUUGGGGGCUUAUGUGAUAAACCGGAUGCAGAAAUGUUUAAAGGGUAAUGGAAGGGUGGAAGAUCGGUGGUGGGAUGAAGACGGAGACUUGAGCAGUUUGGCGGUGAAUAGAGUGGUGAGGAUGGAAGAGGCGGAGAUUGGUUCACCGGAGAGUUUGAGGUUGGAAAUGGAUUCCAUGGGAGAAGAACUAGAGUUGAAGUUGCUGGAGGAGUUAGUGGAAGAGUUUUUGAUGAAUUUUUCAAAACAAUCCAAAUUCUUCACUCCAAGUAUUUGUUAAAUCAUAUAUGAAUGUAUAUUAUAUAGUUUUUUCGUGUGUAUAUGGUUGAAUCACAUUUUUUGUUUUUGGUUUCUAGUUUGGGUGACGGAUAACUGAAACAAAAAGUGUUUUUGAGUAAUCGAUUUUUCCAUCAACCCUUCGACCAGAUGUGAGAUAACCGGCUAACUUUUGAAAUUAUUGAUUAAGAAGUUCUUAUUGGUUUAUGUAUUUUGAUUGAUUAAAAAUAUAUAUAGUAUUUACAGAACCAAUUAAAAUAUAAAAAAAUUCAAAUCAAACAUAUAAAAAAAAUUACUACGAGGUUCUGGAUUACAUAUUGUAUGAUGAGGUGUAAACCAUUUUAAAUGUACAUUUUUUUUGAAGAGAUUCCUCCUAAUGAUAUUUGAACUUAUGAGCAUAUUUCACGAGCAUUACUUUAUAAUCACUUUAAUAGUCCGUGGUCUGUCUGCAUGAUACAUAUCUUGCUGACCAAUAUAAUUCUAAUAGUUAGUGUUCUAAAUGCGCCUCUUAGAAGUUUAUGUUUCAUGGAACUAUAAUCAUUUAUGUGUCUUCUUUCUUUUUUUUUUGAUCAGCUCAGUUAUGUGUCUUCAUUUGUUUUUAUUAGGCUUUAUUCAAGCCUUUUGCAAUGGAUCUGUAAUCUGUAUAGUUUAUAGAUGUCAUAAUCCCGUGUAUAUAUUUUCUUUAAGACACCUCACAUGAUCACAUCACUAGCUUGUCACUAUUAAUUUCACUUGGAUUUGGCAAGAUCCAAAAGGAUCCAAGGGUAGUGAUGUGAAACAUAGCAUUAAUUAUAAAACAACUAAAACUUUAUCGUAGAAAAUGUUCAAAAAAAAAAAAAAAAAAACUAAAACUUUAUCGUGAUCGAAAGAUCUUUCAAAAUUAUGAAAUCAUCUGAUUUCCAAUCAUGGCCUAUAUUCCCUUUAUGUAUUCGAUCAACAUACUUCUGUUAUUUUUAUCAUAUACUUUAAUUCAUUCUAUACUGUGUCAUUUAUCAUAAAUUUAUUACAAUGUUCUAUUUUGUUUUAAAGACAAAAUUAAUGACGGAUACUACACAUACUGCAAACACCCUCGUUCAUAUACACUUUUACAGUCGUUUCUAUCCUCUCAUUACCUCAAAUGAAGGGAACAACAUGUUAUUUGUAUACAAGGGCGGACCAAGAGAGCAACGUACCGGGCCCGUGUCCCCAUUUAAUUUUUCUAUUUUCUUUAACAAAUACUAUAAAAUCUAUAGAAAUGUCCCCAUCCCAAAAUUUAAAUAUAGUUAAGAAAUAUUUUGUGCCCUUAACUAAAUUUGUUUCUAGAUCCUUCUGUGUUUGUAUACCGGUACCGUUUGUAAAACAAUUGCGCGUUGUAAUCAGGGGCGAAUCCAGGUUAUUAAUUAAGUGGGUGCACUAUUGAUUACAACAUGUAAAAAGUCACAAGGUGGUUUCGAACUCGGGUUUGGUAUGGGUGCACAACACCACUUUUCCACCUGCUCUAACUAAAUUUUUAUGUUUUUCUAUAUGAAUAUUACAUUAUAAAUAAAUAUUAUGGGUGCACAGGCCCCCAUAGUGGGUAACCUGGCUUCGCCCCUGGUUGUAAUAAGAGAAUCAUAUAACCUUUUCAAAUAAUUGACAGUUAGAUAUUCGUUCAGAUUUAAUUGAUCUAUUUAAAUUUUUAAUUUUUAGAAUUAGAAAUUUAAAUAUGAUUCGAAUAGACUUUGAGUGCCUAUUUUAACUAUUUAAUGUAAAAAGAAAACUUAAUACUCAAAAUUCAAAAACAAAAAUAAUAUAAAACAUAAAAAUUUAAAUAAUGUAAGAUUAAAUACUUGAAUUUACAUAAAAUAGUUCAAUCUAAAUAUUUAGAUGGAAAAAAAUAUAUAUUUUUCAAUAUUUUUCAAUAUUUUGUUAUUUUAGAUAUUUUCAUAUUAAUGAAUAUUUAAUAGAUAUAAAAUUUAAAAUAAUUAAUAUAUUUUUUCAGAGAAAAUUUAAUUAACUAAUACAAAAAUUAAAAAUAUGAAAGCUAAAAAUGAGCUGAUUAAAAAAAUUAGUGUAUACAUAUUAAAUUGUCAGCAACAUAGUUAAGAAGUGUAGUUGUCCUCCUAUGCCAGUGUUUAAACGCAAAAGCCAAUAUAUCUACAACCUUCGUUACAAUAAAAAGUGUAAAUCGCAAAUAAAUAUCUCUGUAUAUAUUUUACACGACAAUUGACGUACUAAAGAUAUUUUACAAAGCAGUGUAAUAUAUUAAUUUUUUAGAAUAUGAUUUUUUUUUUCUAACCGAGUAUCCUAAUCCUACCGAGCUGGUCCAGACUAGAGACUGAAGUGAGCAAGGACGCUGCCAGGGCGUCACCAUGUGGCUCACCGUGUAACGGUCUUCGGUCUCGAUAUGAGUUAUCAGCAUUAUCGAUAUGAGUUAUCAAAGUUUGUGGGUUUAAGCUAACUUGUGACAUAUUAUUCCUAGAUAGGUUAAUUAAAAAUGUGCUUAUACACCAAUUUGUUGAAACUUGAAUGUGAACCCGCGUGCCGAAAAGGCUAAAGAGCUUUAGUUGGGUUUAGUAGUCUUCGGCUGCAAACAUUCUUAUGGUUUAUCCGCAUUUAUCUUCUUCUUUUUUUCGUUCCGUAUAUGACAUUUCCUUCUAAAAAUUAUAUAUUUCAUCUUUCUUCACGGCCAAGACAGUCUGUAUUCUUCAAAUACAUCAAAAGAAAAACUUCCAGUUAUUACUGAAACCCUCGAUAAAUUUUGUUAAAAGUAUUGUUUUUUACAAUGAAAGAAAAAUAAAGAAGAGACAAAAAGCUGAAAAGAGAAGGUGGCGAAGAGUGUUCUGACUUGUCACGGCCAAAACCUUACAAACAUUAGAUUUGUGGUUCCAUAUGAUGACGUUGCCCAGUCACGCCUCCACGUGCACAUUAUUGAUAAUUCCACUCCCCCUACUCUAUUUAUUUAGUUAUAAAGCAAAGUCUAUUUUUCUUUCUUACUUCUCGAGUCCAUAUAGGAUCGAAAUUUGUUCAAAACAAGAUUAGAGCUCGUCUCACAUUACAACUAAUCUUUUAUGAUCGGGAAGUUACGCACAUUCAAAUCUGUACUGAACUUUUGAUACCAUUUUUAUGAUAGAUUUUGACUCUUUCAACAUUUAUGAAACACCAGUUUUUAACACCAAAAAUGUAUAUAAAACUUUUUUUUUUAACAUAAUAGGUUAUGGGCAGUAAAAAAAUACUGUUUUAGACUGCGAAGUACAUGUAACAACGCCUGUAAAAUAUCAACCCUUAGAGCAUGUUUAUUGGUAAGACCUUUAAGUGGUUCUUAGUGAAUUUUUAACUAUUAAAUUUAAGAUAAAAGAGUUUGUUAAGAGACCCUUAAUUUUAAUGGUUUAUUGGUUGUUUCUUAAUGAUGGUAUAUAAGAACACAAGUUAAGAAAAUGGAGAUGAAGAAUGUGAGAUAAACAAGAAAGAGGAUGGAGAUUUAAUAUUUUGAGAAAGAGAAGAAUGGUAUCUGAUUUAUUAA